CAAAGACGCAGUGUUAAAGGUUCGAUGGGUAUAAGAAGCGUAGGAUCUUGCUCGCGCGUUCAUACAUAGUUUAAAGCCUUCUUGGAGCAAGGACACAGCCCCUAGCCAUUUUCAAACCGACACGCUCGCGGGAAAGUUUUGCAGCGGUUCUUUUUUAAAAUUGCGAUUUUUGGAAAAACAAUUUUUAUUUUUUUAUUUUUGGUGCCAGUGAUUGUGACGUGAUUUAUUAAGAUACAAAUCCUGGGCUAAUAAUGACGCAGUAGAUGUAACGACGAUAUUGCGAUGAAAAUGAAGAUUCCCGUAAGAAGAUCUUGUCUAACGCUAAUAUUCUUGUCAGCGUUCGUAGAAGCGAUAAGAGCAAACGAAAACGAAAAUUCAACUGCGGAGAAUCGACAAGGUCGGGUCAGUGGACGAAUCAUUAAACUUUAUUCGGGAUAUAAACCUGACCCGGUUUUAUGCCUCGAAGAAGGUUUUAAAGAAGAUCCUGUUCAGUGUUCUGUAUUUUAUAGAUGCGUGAAAUCGUCUAGUGGAAAAUUUACAGUCUUUAAAUUUCAAUGUGGACCAGGAACUGUUUAUGACCCCGAAACCGAAGUAUGUAAUCACCCUAGUAGUACAAAGCGAUCUGAGUGUGGUGGUUUAAAACUGCAAGCAGAGCAAAACAAUGACAAUGAAAUCAACGACAUUGAACUCAAUGAACUGCCUUCACCUAUCAGUACAAUUCUACCAGUAUAUACAAGUCAUGUAAAUAAUAUUACAUCUUUUAAAGUGCCAAUUAACUCUACACCUGUUAGUUCGGGUGUAUUUAUACCGUCAAUGGAAAAUGGGUAUUUAAAUUCACUCACGACUUCAUCAACUCCAUACAAAAUAGAAACGGUGACAAAAGAAGUUCCAGAUAUCAAUUAUAAUUUAGGGCCUAAUCCUUGGACAAACCAUAAAAAUACAACUCAAGAGAAAAUUGUAACAUCUACCACAAUAUUCCCAGUUUUAGAAAAAAAACAGCCUUGUACUUCAGACGGUUUUAUGGGAGACAGUGAAAACUGUAAGAAAUUUUAUCGAUGUGUCAGUAAUUCUCGUGGUGGAUUUAUACGUUAUGCAUUCAUGUGCAGUGAGCCUACAGUUUGGGAUGACCACAUGCAAAGUUGUAACCAUCCAUGGGCCGUGCGAAGUAGUCGGUGUAGUCGCAGUGGCUCAAAUAAUGAAAACUUCACAGACAAACCACCAACACAGACAAGUGUACAUUAUGGUGAUAGACUCUCUGAAUACGCAGAUCGAAACAUUAUUGAUGAUAGUAAUAAAAAAGAACAUCCUUUAAAUUAUGGAGAUAGAUUAAACAAUAAAGAUGAAAGUGAUUUAGAAAGAGAUCGAGUUAUUUAUGGAUCUAAUUUAAAUCAGCCUACAACACCUAGUAAAGAUAAAAAUUUGGAAACCACAGUUCGUAUAGAACACUUAGAAGACUUAAAUAGUAAUAACUAUAAUUUAAUUCAGACGACAACUGCUCAAUCUAUUUAUUCAACAAAUAGGUUAGACCCAGACAUAGGUGAUGAGAAUGGUGUUUUGCAAUCGACUGUUAGUAAAAAAGCUUUUAACUGUGAGCACAGUGGUUUCAUGGGUGAUUUACAAAAUUGUAAAAAGUUUUAUAGAUGUGUCGAUAAUGGCAGAGGAAGCUUUACAAAGUACGAAUUUACCUGUAGUCAGGGUACAGUUUGGGAUAGUAAAAUAGAGGCGUGUAACUAUGCUUGGGCUGUGAAAGAAUGUGGUGAUAAAUCAUUAAUUCAAUCGUCAUCAGUGACCGCUGAUACCCUAAUAUCAACUAGUACUAGUGCUAAUACCGUUUCUAGUGGAAGCGAUAACCUUGAAUAUGGAUAUACAAAUCAGAUAAAUGAACAACACGAACCUUCUUCUACUGUUACAGUUAGCCCACCAGUAUCAUUAAUCUCAACUACUGUGGGUUCUAAUCAAAUAGGAUCAGAAACAGACUGUACAGUAGCCGGUUUCAAUGGAGAUAAAAAUGAUUGUAAGAAAUUUUAUAGAUGUGUAGACAACGGAAAAGGUGCUUUUACUAAAUUCGAGUACAAAUGUGGUGAUGGAACUUUAUGGGAUCAAAAUAUUGAAGCGUGUAAUCAUGCUUGGGCUGUUAAAUCUUGCAACACAGAUUUAUCUAACACUAAUAUUCAUACAAUGAAUACAACUACUACUCUUUCCACAGCUUCUUUAAUUGAGUCUACAACUCCAGAAAAAUUACAAGAUAGUAAUAUCUACAAUGAAGCAUAUGGACCCGAAAAAGGUGAAACAACGACAAAUCCUGGAAAAGAUUCAUCAACAACGAAAGCACCUAGCCAAAAAAACGAUUGUGAAUCUUCAGGAUUUAUGGGUGAUACCAAUGAUUGUAAAAAGUUCUAUAGGUGUGUUGAUAAUGGUCAAAGAGGCUUUAUUAAAUAUGAAUUCUCUUGUGGUGACGGUACUGUUUGGGAUCCUGAACUCGAAGCCUGUAAUCACGCUUGGACAGUGAAGCACUGUGGAACCAGUAUGCCCAUAAAAGGUGAAACUACUUCAAGUUCUGUACCCACUUCAUAUCCUUCUACAAUCAUAAAUGAUUUCGGACUAACUACGUCGGCUUCAGUUAUACAAACUACGACAACUCAAAAAGAAAUUAGUGAAUAUGAUUCUGGCUACGGUCAACAACAUAGUAUGUCCACAAUGAAACCUGAUUUGGAAACGUCGACAUCAAAACAAACUCAUAGUCAAACAAAUCAUUGUACAACAUCUGGAUUUAUUGGUGAUGUAAAUGACUGCAAUAAGUUCUACAGAUGCGUAGACAAUGGAAACGGUGGAUUUAUACGACAUGAGUUUUCAUGUGGAGAAGGCACGGUUUGGGACCCCGAAAUAGAAGCUUGCAACCACGCAUGGGCUGUAAAAAAUUGUGGAGGUAGUACGCCUUCUAAAGAAAAUAUUUUAACAAGCUCUUCCACUCAUUUGAAUGUCGUAGAAACAAAUAGUGAUUACUCUACACAAAAUUACAUAGAUAACGAAAAUACUACGCCAUACAAUAAUUACCAAACUACGAUAACACCUAAUGGAAAUGAUAAUAAUGAAUGUUUAACAAGUGGAUUUAUGGCUGAUAAAAACGACUGUAAAAAGUUUUAUAGAUGUGUUGAUAGUGGAAAUGGUACAUAUAUUAAAUAUGUAUUUUCAUGUGGUGAAGGAACUUUAUGGGAUCCCCUUAUAAAUGCAUGUAAUCACGAUUGGGCUGUCAAAGACUGUAAAAGUUCUGAAGAUCAUAUCACAAACGUAUCUGUUAAACCUACUUCCGUGCCUGGUAGCAAUGAAGUUGUUGAAAGUCAUGAAGAUGUUAAUAAUAAUGAGGAAACUACAAAGACGCCUAGUACUACAGCUGUGUUAGUAACUGUUACACAUAGUGAUAACAAGUGUGAAUCAAGCGGAUUUAUGAGUGACAAGAACGAUUGUCGGAAAUUUUAUAGAUGUGUCGAUAACGGCGACGGUGGUUUUAUAAAACAUGAAUUUAAGUGUGGCGAUGGAACUGUAUGGGACACUAAAAUUGAAGCAUGUAACCAUAAAUGGGCCGUUGAAAAAUGUGGAGGAUCAUCUAAUGAAAUUGUUGAAACUACAACCACUACUAAGGCCACUAUAAGUACAACACUUUCUGAUACUUCUUCUUCAUCAUCUACUCUUUCUGCAACAUCAACAUCAACGCAACCAAUUAAUGAUGAACAAGCUGAUGAUUCACAUACUACAAAAACGACGACAUUAGCGUCUACGAGUACAAGUAAUAAUCCUAAGCCAGUGGGUACGAAUGUUUGCAAAGAAGAGGGGUACUUCGGUGAUUCUAAUGAUUGUAAAAAGUUUUACAGAUGCGUCUAUGAAAGUAAUGGAAAAUAUACUAAAUAUGAUUUUACUUGUGGAGAUGGUACAAUUUGGGAUCAAGACAUAACUACCUGUAAUCAUCCGUAUGAUGUUAAAAACCCUUCGUGCAAAUCUAAGCCUGAAAACAGUUCACCAGUAACUACUGUUUCAACGUCAACUGACAGCAAUGAAACACCUUCUUUGAGCAGUAAUUCAAAUGAGCCUGCAUCUACAAAUGGUGAAGAAAUUCCCAAUAAUAACGAAACGAAUUCAAACUAUAAUAACAGUACAACUGAAAAUCCAAAUACAAACAAUUAUACCUGCACUAAAGCUGGAUUUUACCCUGAUCCCAACAAUUGCAAAAAGUUUUAUAGAUGCGUUGAUUGGGAAAACAAUGGCAAAAAGUUUUCAAUAUAUCACUUUGACUGUGCUGACGGCACAAUAUGGGAUCCUGCUUUAGAAACCUGCAACCACGAAGAUUCUGUUUAUCCUCCACGUAACUGUCAAAGUUCACAACAGCAAAGUGAGCAAACAACUACUACUACUUCCAAACCUUCUAAAACAACAACAGAAUAUACAACCACUUCAGAAAAUACAUCAACUCAAUCUACAACACCAUCGUCAACAACGGGAGAAUCAACUACUCAGUCUUCAACAACCGAAGAAUCAACAACACAGUCAUCAACAACCCAAGAAUCAACAACCCAAGAAUCAACAACACAAUCAUCAACAACACAAUCAUCAACAACACAAUCAUCAACAACACAAGAAUCAACAACUCAAGAAUCGGCAACACAGUCAUCAACAACACAAGAAUCUACAACUCAAGAAUCGACAACACAGUCAUCAACAACACAGUCAUCAACAACCCAAGAAUCAACAACUCAAGAAUCGACAACACAGUCAUCGACAACACAAGAAUCAACAACUCAAGAAUCAACAACACAGUCAUCAACAACACAAGAAUCAACAACACAAUCGUCAACUACUGAAGAGUCGACAUCACAAUCAUCAACUACUGAUGAACCAACAACACAAUCAACAACAACUAAAGAACCACCUAAAGAGUCAACAACUCAACAAACUACAGUUGGAACAUCAACGACUACUGAUCAAUCUACACAAAGUACUUCGCAAUCCACUAAUGAAGAUACAACAACAGUGGAAUCGAGUACUACUACAACACAAAUGACAACAUCUGCACCCGAACAAACAUCAACUACCACUGAGCAAUCUACAUCAACAACGGAAACUAGUUCGGAAUCAAGUACAGAGACAUCUCCUGAUAAAAAGUGUCCUGACACAGCCGAUGAUCAAUCAUUAUACGUUUGUCCUACUUCAUUCAAAAGACAUCCUAAGUAUUGUAAUUUAUUCUACCAAUGCACUGAGGAUAAUGAAAGUCAUGAACUGAAAAUAGCAGUAUUUACCUGUCCAAACAAUACUAUAUACGAUGAAGGUAAAAUCCAGUGCGUAGAAGAAAAGAAAAGCAGUAAAAAAUGUAAUGGACAAAUAUCACAAAGGCACAGAGUAAAACGUUUGGGUGCUGCUUAUAAUGAUCCGUUUGUGGUCACCAAAGAAAGUAUGGCAUGUCGCAGUACUGGGCAUUUUCCUUUUGAGAAACAUACGGAGUGCUCGCCGUCCUUACUUAAAUGUGAAUUAUCGAAGUCUGGAAAAUUGCGCGGUUUUGUCUAUAGAUGUCCGGAAGGUUUUGUUUAUUGGAACAUUAGUAGAAGAUGUGAACCAUUACCAAAAGUUAGAGACUGUAAGCGUUCAUCUUAUAAAUGGAAUACAAGAUAUGAUGUACCACUGGAAAGAUAUAAUAUUGCAUUGAAAUAAAAAAGGAAAUAGCUUAUAGGUACAUAAUACGCACAGAAAAAUAAUUCAUAAGUCUUCUGGAGACCCAGAUUGAAGGUUAAUCGGAGUUUGUGUAUUAUUUGGUGUAGUAUAACUGAUACCAUACAAAGACUAAGCAAAGAAAUCUCCGUACUGCCCUUAACUAUUGUCGGGCUCUAUUCCUGUGUGAUGCAAUAUAAAAUACUUGAUUAGGUAGUUUAGAAUAAACUAGUAAUGUAAUGUACCAACUUUUAUAAGCUCAGUGUUGAUUUAAUAAUAAUUCUAGUCCGCUAUCUAUCAUAACAUCUUGAUUGAUUUUAUAUUAUAUAAAAGUGCUGCCAUUUAUUUUUGUUAAGGUAACAAUAAUAAUUUGUCAUUUGUGAACAAAAUAGUGUAUAAUGUCAUUAUUUUGAUCACGACUGAUUAAAAUUUAGAAUAAGUUCAAAAAUAAAGUAAUUUAUUAUAAA
Bicyclus anynana (squinting bush brown) is the source of this 6161-nucleotide messenger RNA. Its product is annotated as mucin-22. Gene Ontology annotation, molecular function: chitin binding. The record is from RefSeq and is a predicted model, not a curated record. The transcript has 5 exons. Gene Ontology annotation, cellular component: extracellular region. Lineage: Eukaryota; Metazoa; Arthropoda; Insecta; Lepidoptera; Nymphalidae. The coding region runs from base 283 to 5697 and encodes 1804 amino acids.